This is a messenger RNA of Thrips palmi, 2337 nucleotides long. Its product is annotated as leukocyte elastase inhibitor-like. The transcript is spliced from 7 exons. Gene Ontology annotation, molecular function: serine-type endopeptidase inhibitor activity. NCBI's taxonomy places the organism in Eukaryota, Metazoa, Arthropoda, Insecta, Thysanoptera, Thripidae. Bases 207 to 1823 code for a protein of 538 amino acids. The record is from RefSeq and is a predicted model, not a curated record.
GCGAGUCAAGUCGCGACCCGCGCGGCGCUUAGCAGGGCGCUGGACCGCACGUACCGCCGCACGUACCGGCACCGCGCCGAGCGAGCCGAGGCACUGGUUGGCGUGCAGCGCGUUGUGACAGUGACAGUGUGACAGUGGGACUGAGCGACGUCACCGGCCGCCUCCCGCCACCGCCAGCAGUCGGCCAAGAGCAGCACGCCUCCACCAUGUCCGCCGCCCGCCUCGCGCCGCUGCUGCUCCUGCUGCUGCAGUGCCUCGCGGACGUCGGCGUCCUCGGGCAGCGGCGCUACUCCAAGUUCGGCGUGCCGCAGAUCUACCAGCGCGUGUCCAGCGACGACGACGCCAUCGUGUUCCCGGGCGAGGCGAGCAGUGCCUUCCAGUCGCUGUACGAGGAGACGGUGGGCUACCAGGGCCCCGGCAUCGACCGCUUCAGGCUGGCCGCCGAGGCGCUCUUCAGCAUCGCCGUGCGCCUGCAGGGCCUGCUGGAGGACCCCAACAGCCUCACCAACGGCCCCCGAGGCAACUUCUUGGUGUCGCCGCUGUCCGUGACGUCCGCCCUGGGGCAGCUGGCGAUGGGGUCGCGCGGGGAGAGCCACCGGCAGCUGGGGGAGCUGCUGUCCCUGCCGGGCCGCGCGGGCCAGGCCAACCGGAAGCGCUCCGUCAUGCAGCUACACCUGCAGAUGGGCGGCCUGCUCGAAAUCCUGCGCUCCGACUCCAGCGCCUUCCAAAUGCACACGGCCUCCGCCUUCUUCGUGGCGCCUAACCUGCGCCUCUUCCCGCGCUUCAAGAGGGAGGUCAACGAGCUGUACGGCACGCAGGUCAUCAGCACCAACUUCGGGGACCCCGUCAACGCCAUGCGCCGCAUCAACACCUGGGUGUCGCAGCAAACGCACGGCCGCAUCCCCCGCGCCCUGGCCGCGCCGCUGCCCGUGUCCACCGCCGUCGUGUUGUCCAACUCCAUCUACAUGAAGGCGGCCUGGCGGUUCCCCUUCUCGCGCGAGCUCACCAAGGUGGGCCCGUUCAGGCUGUCGCUGACGCAGCAGGUGCAGGUGCCGUUCAUGCGGGGGCAGUUCAACCUGGGGCUGGCGGACAACCCGCGUCUGCGCAUCCGCGUGCUGCACAUGCCGUACAAGCGCAGCGACGUCGGCUUCUACAUCAUCCUGCCCUACGACAUCAAGUACGAGGAGUACGACAUCCACAACGUCACGUCCCACCUCACGGUCCGCGACAUGGUGGAGACGCUGAGCACCAUGAAGCAGCAGCAGGUGACGGUGGCCGUGCCCAGGAUGAGCUUGAAGGAGACGUUCUCCGUCAAGGAGCCUCUGCGUCGCUUCCAGGCGCAGUUCAACGGGCACCCCGACAGCGUCCUGGCCAACCGCAUCCGGACGGCGCGCGCGGCCACUCGCAAGGUGGAGAUGAACGGCUGCAGCUGCACCUGCCCGGCGGCCAAGCCCGCGGCGCCCGAGAACCCCUUCGUCGGCACCCGCGGCGGCUUCCCGGCCGCCAUCGGCAACCGCAACGGCUUCCCCAAGGAGGGCCUCGUCGCGGCCGCCACGGGCAACCCGGGCAGCAGCGACGACCCCCUCAUCUUCAACAUGACCAACGCCUCCAACGACCCGCGCUUCCGCAUCCAGGACAUCGUGCACCAGAUGUUCCUGGAGGUGAACGAGGAGGGCACCGAGGCGGCCGCCGCCACCACCGGCACGGUGGACUACGCGGCUGGCACCGUGUUCCGCGUGGACCGACCCUUCACGCUCUUCGUGCGCCACGAGACGACGCUGGCCACGCUCUUCUGGGGCAGCAUCGUCAACCCCGCGGCCUGAGCGCCAUGAGCGCCGAGGCGGGGCGCCGUGAAGCAGGCAACCCAACGCACACCGCGCGCACACUGCGGUAGGAUGGGUUGCCUACUCCCGCGGCGCCGAGCCUCUGACUUUCACUGUGUACGUGUAUUUAUUUAUUCCGACUCUCUCAAAUGUUCGACGGCGCGUCGCGAGGGGACCGCUUGUUCGAGUCUGGCCCAAUCUUUGACGACCAAAGAUUGCAUGGCGGUGCCGUAAUGCUGUGAGCGCUGGGGCGCGGAUGGAGCUCUGCAUCACGCCGAAGGGGAUUCACCCCGAAGGGGAUUCUCUCCGAAGGAGAUGCAGGCCUCUAGGCGCGGAUAAGUUGACGGUUUCCGUCAGUUCCUGUCUGUAGAACGACUAGGUUAAGUUUUCAGUGGCUGUGUCUUUAGCGUGUAAGUAAUAGCGAAUGAUAUUUCGUACUCUAUAGUCUUAAGUAAAUGUCUUUGUAUAAAAAAAUGUUAGCUCGUUGUUUCAGAAAUAAAAUAUGUUAAAGUGA